Messenger RNA from Neopsephotus bourkii (Bourke's parrot), 2467 nucleotides. It is a transcript of the gene NR2C1, whose product is annotated as nuclear receptor subfamily 2 group C member 1. NCBI's taxonomy places the organism in Eukaryota, Metazoa, Chordata, Aves, Psittaciformes, Psittacidae. The record is from RefSeq and is a predicted model, not a curated record. Gene Ontology annotation, molecular function: nuclear receptor activity; zinc ion binding; RNA polymerase II cis-regulatory region sequence-specific DNA binding. Gene Ontology annotation, biological process: cell differentiation; anatomical structure development; negative regulation of transcription by RNA polymerase II. The coding region runs from base 160 to 2082 and encodes 640 amino acids. The transcript is spliced from 15 exons.
CGUGCGCAGCGUCAGGCCCCCCCGGGGGCUGACCGAGCUCCCGACCCGCAGCCGCUUUGUGCCUGCCGUCUCCGUCACACAGCCGGUUCGCUUCUCUCAGAUGGCGCUGGCGGCUGUCUGGGUUGGUUUGGGUUAAGGAAAUUCUGGUGAUUAAAGAUCAUGGCAACCAUAGAGGAACUGGCCCAUCAAAUUAUUGAACCGCAGAUGGGAGAGAUUGCCCAUUCCCUGGAAGCAGUUUCACAAACACUAAUGGAUGGGACACCACAACGAAUACAGAUUGUCCCUGCAGAUUCAGGCCUCUCUUUACCACAGCGUAUACAGAUUGUCACAGAUCAGCAGACGGGCCAGAAGAUUCAGAUUGUUACAGCACUUGAUCAGAGCGCACCAGGCAAGCAGUUCAUCUUAACAAAUCAUGAUGGCUCUACCCCAAGCAAGGUGAUCCUUGCCAGACAAGAUUCCACUCCAAGAAAAGUUAUCCUGGCAACUCCAGAUGCUGCAGGUGUCAACCAACUGUUUCUUGCAUCCCCUGAUAUAUCUGCACAACACAUCCAGAUUUUAACAGACAACUCCCCCAGUGAACAGGGCCUAAAUAAAGUGUUUGAUCUGUGUGUUGUAUGUGGAGACAAGGCAUCAGGGCGUCACUAUGGAGCAGUAACUUGUGAGGGGUGCAAGGGAUUCUUUAAAAGGAGCAUACGGAAGAAUUUAGUUUAUUCAUGCCGAGGAGCGAAAAACUGUGUCAUUAACAAACGCCACCGAAAUCGAUGUCAGUACUGUAGGCUGCAGAGAUGCAUCGCGUUUGGGAUGAAACAAGAUUCUGUGCAGUGUGAGAGGAAACCUAUUGAAGUGUCAAGAGAAAAAUCUUCAAACUGUGCAGCUUCUACAGAAAAGAUCUACAUUCGGAAAGAUCUUCGUAGUCCAUUAGCAGCAACUCCAACUUUUAUAACAGACAAUGAAACAGCAAGAUCAACAGGUCUGCUGGAAUCAGGGAUGUUGGUUAACAUUCAUCAGUCUGCAGUAAAAUCUGAGCCUACUGUAAUGAUGACUCCAGAAAAGGUUGAAGCAUGUCAGGGAGAUCUGAGUACACUGGCAAAUGUGGUGACUUCAUUAGCAAAUCUCGGUAAAUGCAAAGACAUGUCACAAAGCAGUACAGACCUAUCUAUGAUUGAGAGCUUAAGUAAUGGAGAUGCAUCGUUAUCUGAACUCAAGCAAGAUGAACAAGCUAGUACUGAUGUUUCAAGGGCAUUUGAUACUCUUGCGAAAGCAUUAAAUCCAGGGGAGAGUGCAGCAUGCCAGAACUCAGAAAGUAUUGAUGCCAAUGUACAGCUGAUUGGUGGAGAAUCAAGCCUGAACAUCGUUGAAAUAGAAGGACCACUACUCAGUGAUGCACAUGUAGCAUUCAGGCUCACCAUGCCUUCUCCUAUGCCUGAAUAUCUUAACGUUCACUAUAUCUGUGAAUCUGCCUCCAGGCUGCUUUUCUUGUCCAUGCACUGGGCACGUUCUAUUCCAUCUUUCCAAGCAUUAGGGCAGGACAACAGCAUAUCAUUAGUAAAAGCCUGCUGGAACGAACUUUUCACGCUUGGUCUUGCACAAUGCUCACAAGUUAUGAAUGUGGCAACUAUAUUAGGUGCAUUUGUUAAUCACCUUCAUGGCAGCUUACAGCAAGAUAAGCUGUCAACAGACAGAGGAAAACUAGUAAUGGAGCAUAUCUUCAAAUUGCAAGAGUUCUGCAACAGCAUGGUUAAGCUUUGCCUAGAUGGAUAUGAAUAUGCGUAUUUGAAAGCAAUCGUCCUCUUCAGUCCUGAUCAUCCAGGUCUAGAAAAUGUGGUACAGAUUGAGAAAUUUCAAGAAAGAGCUUACAUGGAGUUCCAAGACUAUGUAACAAAAGCAUAUCCGGAUGAUACUUACAGACUGUCUAGACUUCUUCUCAGAUUGCCUGCUCUGAGGCUGAUGAGUGCUGCCAUCACUGAAGAACUGUUCUUUGCAGGACUAAUUGGCAACGUUCAGAUUGACAGCAUCAUCCCAUAUAUUCUGCGAAUGGAGACAACGGACUACAACUCCCAGAUAAUCAGUCAUACAAUAUAAAAGUACUAGUCAAGUAUUCCGUACCAUGGCAGUCAUGCUGAUGUAAAUGCAUACCCUGUCUCCAAGAGAUGGCAAUAAGCCUUCCCACGCACCUUUUCAAAGAAGGCUAAUAUUCCUCCUUUCCAGUACACUUGGGAAACGUGAUGGAGUGUAUUAAGGAAUAUAGGAUCACUUCCUAUUUUUCAUCUGAUCUUCAAGGACUUGUAAAUUUACUUGGUAUCUGAAGAAAGUCAAGAAUUGUCCAUCCUAUUUUUAUAGAUAGAUGAACUUGGAAUAUUUGUUUAUGAAGUCCAAGCUUGUGAAGAAGCUGAAGAAGCUUUGACUGAACUAAGGUAUCUCAACUUAGUUUGAUGGUUUGGAGAAAUAAAUUAACUUCUCUCUCUGA